GCAGACUGAUAGACUUGGAUAGAGCCUGGACGAGGGGGACACAGGAAACCAGAUGUGGCUCCUACUGUCAUUUGGAGGUAUCGAUUAUUAGACACCAGGACAGCCGGUGUGAGUCGCGAAGGAAGAAAUCCGAAGGACUCAUUUGAUUUUUUUUUUCCACCGGAUCUGACCAAGGAAUAUACCAGCUUUUAACGUCAGACAGAAACCCCUUAGUACUAAUGCAAAGAACGGAAAACAUAGCUAGGGCGAGGAUUAAUAUCCAAAUAUGAACCGAAUGUAACCCAGAUAAAUGCAUUUGUCCAGAGGAUAGGUAAUUAUAAAUUAGCAUGUAGUUUUUAAUAGUUCGACCGCUGUGCAACACCACCAAUAAAUGUAAACAGCUAAUCAAGCUAGCCCAAGUUAGCCGUUUGCAGGUUAGCGUUCCAGUGCUCCAGCUAACGUUAAGGACUGAAGUAGAACGACGAUAAAACGACCAGAACAAGCCUUUAGUUGGGUUGAAAACGACAUUAAAUGUCAAUAUACUUAUCAGCAGCGAAUGUCAUGUAUUUGUUUUAUCCUAGUAUGCAGUUAUUAAAAAAAAGCUAGCAGCUAACGUCGGCUAAUUGUUACCAUUAGCAGCGCAGUAUAAUAUCAUUUCAACGAGCACAUUAGACCAAGGGCAGUAUUUGACAGUAAUAUUGCUACGUGUACUUUAACAGCGUCUCUAUUUAGAUAUUUAGGAUGGCUACAGUGUUAGAAUAAUUAAUCGGGAUAUCUAGAGCAGGUCAGAUCUUUGCUGAGAUGAGUAGGACGUCGGGAUGAAGGAAACUUCAUGACUUCUUGACAAUUUAAUCAUACCCAUACCCCGGCCAGUGUUAUUGGAAAGCUCUAUUGUGUGUCCGUGUUGAUAGCUGCAGAGUGAAGGAGAGGAAAUGUUCAUGUUCUCUACUCUUUAGACUGACAGCUACAUUGCUUAGCUGCUGAGUUUUGCCCCUCAGCGACAGCAAAAGUACGGUCAAAUAGACGAGAGGACCUUCUGUUCGAAGUAUCUGUCCGUAAAUGGAGCUUCACUUUGGGGAGUUAGUCAGGUAAUGUGGAUAAAUUCGGAAUAAUUCGGAGGCUUGUGUUGGAGAUUUAGGAUUCCGCCUCUUAACAUAGAAGUUCCGCCGACCAUUAGUCGUGCUACAGAGGCUGGUCAGAGUUGUAUUGUGUAGCUGUCUGAGGCCCGGCGGUAAGCCUCUCAGCUGUGUUUUGGUCGCUAGUAACCUCCCCUCCCCCAGUCUUCAGUUUCUUGAUUCUCCUCGAGUGUUGGACACUGUUCGCCAGGCUUCCCCUUGAUUUAGACCGAGAAAAAGACCGUGGCCUCAAGUCGAAGUCCUCUGGACUCCACAGCAGUUAAAAAGUGGAUGUAAUGGAACUGAUGUUCGCCGAGUGGGAGGAUGGGGAGAGGUUCUCAUUCGAAGACUCGGACCGGUUCGAGGAAGACUCUCUGUGCUCCUUCAUCUCCGAGGCCGAGAGUCUCUGUCAGAACUGGAGAGGAUGGAGGAAACAGUCCGCUGGACCAAACUCUCCUACUGUCAAGAUUAAAGAUGGUCAGGUGAUUCCACUGGUGGAGUUGUCAGCGAAGCAGGUGGCGUUCCACAUCCCAUUUGAGGUGGUGGAGAAGGUCUAUCCCCCUGUCCCAGAACAACUCCAGCUCCGCAUCGCCUACUGGAGCUUCCCUGAAAAUGAGGAGGACAUCAGGUUAUAUUCCUGCCUGGCUAACGGGAGUCCAGAUGAAUUCCAACGUGGAGAGCAGCUGUAUAGGAUCAGAGCUGUCAAAGACCCCCUGCAGAUUGGCUUCCAUCUCAGUGCUACAGUCGUUUCCAGCCAGUCCGGUCAGUCUAAAGGGGCCUACAAUGUGGCAGUCAUGUUUGACCGCUGCCGUAUCACCUCUUGCAGCUGUACCUGCGGCGCCGGAGCCAAAUGGUGUGCCCAUGUGGUGGCACUCUGCCUUUUCAGGAUCCAUAAUGCCUCAGCAGUCUGUCUGAGGGCUCCAGUCUCUGAGUCUUUGUCCAGGCUGCAAAGGGACCAGCUCCAAAAGUUUGCCCAGUACCUCAUCAGUGAGUUGCCGCAGCAGAUCCUACCCACAGCCCAGCGGCUGCUGGAUGAGUUGCUCUCCUCACAAUCUACUGCUAUCAACACUGUUUGUGGAGCUCCAGAUCCAACAGCAGGCCCUUCAGCAUCUGAUCAGAGCACCUGGUAUCUGGAUGAGUCGACCCUUAGCGAUAACAUCAAAAAGACGCUACACAAAUUCUGUGGACCUUCACCUGUUGUUUUCAGUGAUGUAAACUCUAUGUACCUGUCGUCUACGGAGCCGCCAGCAGCUGCUGAGUGGGCGUGCUUGCUACGACCUCUAAGAGGUCGAGAGCCAGAAGGCAUUUGGAACCUUCUGUCCAUUGUCCGGGAGAUGUUUAAGAGAAGAGACAGCAAUGCUGCUCCACUGCUUGAGAUCCUCACUGAACAGUGCCUCACCUACGAACAGAUCAUCAGCUGGUGGUAUAGUGUUCGGACGUCAGCAUCCCACAGCAGUGCCAGUGGGCACACUGGGCGCAGCAAUGGUCAGUCGGAGGUGGCGGCUCAUGCCUGUGCCAGCAUGUGUGAUGAGAUGGUGGUUCUGUGGAGGCUGGCAGUGCUUGACCCCACUAUGAGCCCUUGCAGGCGUAUGGAAUUGGCCAGCCAGUUGAAGCAGUGGCACCUUAAAGUUAUAGAGAUUGUGAAGCGGGGACAACAUCGCAAGUCCUUGGAUAAACUGUUUCAGGGCUUCAAGCCUGCUGUGGAGUCCUGCUAUUUCAACUGGGAGGUGGCCUACCCACUGGAUGGUAUCACCUACUGCUGUGCAGAUAAGAAGAGUGCCACAUUCUGCUGGUCCAGGGCAGUGCAGUACCAGAGAGGAGUCAAAGCUGCUGUUGCAGCAGGUGGUAGUGAAUUUUCUGAAUCAGUGGGAGGAGGUAGAGUUGAUGGUGGAGCUGGAGACUAUAAAGGAAGAGGAAGCGGUCACACGUCACUACAGGAGGUUGCAGUGCGACCAAAGGAGACCAUUCUGAACAAGAGGAAAGGUCUCUCAGUGAGUGGAGGAGGUGGGGUGCUUGUCCGUCUGGGAGGAAGUGUCUCGCUGUCCCUAGAGGAUGGAGGAGGGAAGUGCAUGUACAAAGGGCCAGGCUCCUCAUCUGGAGGGAAGCUGAAGCUUACACAGGGAGGAGUGAAGGGAGCAUCUGUUGGAGGUCCUGGAGGAAGUGGAGGGUUAGGAAGUAGCAAGCAUGCUAGUGCCAAGCGGAGAACGAGUAGUGAGGACAGCUCCCUGGAACCUGAUCUGGCUGAGCUCAGCCUGGAUGAUGGCUGCAACCUGGCUCUCGGGGCUGAGGCCAGCAACACUUUUGAGUUCCUCCCCCCGCCACCAGAGAUGCUGCCUUCUCCAAGUCCACUGCUCCGAGACUCACGCAAGUACAACAGUAGCAGUGGAGGAAGCAAAAUUUUUGAAACAAAGCGUGUCAGUCAUGCCUCAGCUGCACUUACUGCUGUACAACCUGCUCCACAAUGCUUCCCAUCCAAGGAAACUGUGGUGGUUGUUAUGGACAUGCCCAGCACUGCAGAAACAGAAGCAGAGGAGGAGGUGGAGCCUAUCCAAAAUAGAGAUGAAGACGUAGACUCGGCUGGCAGUAACCAGCCUUCCACUUCCACAAUGACAGCAAGAUCAGGCACCAGCACACAAACAUCUGCUAAGCCUUCACGUGGCCACAGAGAGGUGGCAUCUAGUGGAGCAGCAGCAGGAAGCGGAGCUGCUGCUGUAGGUGGACCAGUUAACCAUGGAGCAGAGGCAGCAGGUGGAGCUGUUGAAGGAGAGGCUGUAGGUGAGGAUGACUAUCAGGCGUAUUACCUGAGUGCUGCCUCAGAGGAAGGAGCAGACCGACAGCUGGUAGACAACCACCAGGAGGACGAGCCAGACAUCUUUGCAGGGAUCAGACCGCUUGAGCAAGAGGGACGCAUGGAGGUGCUCUUUGCAUGUGCUGAAGCCCUGCAUGCUCAUGGUUACAGUAAUGAGGCAUGCCGCCUGGCUGUGGAACUGGCCAGAGACCUGUUGGCCAACCCUCCAGACCUGAAAGUGGAGCAGCCACAGACUAAGGGUAAGAAGAGCAAGGUGUCAACCAGCCGUCAGACACAGGUAGCCACUAACACACUGUCAAAAGCCGCCUUCCUCCUCACUGUCCUUAGUGAGCGACUAGAGCUCCACAACCUGGCUUUCAGCACCGGCAUGUUCUCCCUGGAACUCCAGAGACCACCGGCGUCUACGAAAGCUCUGGAGGUGAAGUUGGCCUACCAGGAGUCGGAGGUGGUGGCACUGUUGAAAAAGAUUCCUCUUGGUCUGGUGGAGAUGUCAACUAUUAGAGAGCGAGCCGAGCAGCUUAGGGAUGGAAACUUUUGUGAUUACCGACCUGUGCUGCCUCUUAUGUUGGCCAGCUUCAUCUUUGAUGUACUGUGUACCCCAGUUGUGUCCCCAACGGGUUCCCGUCCCCCCAGCCGCAACCGUAACAAUGAGAUGCCCGGGGAUGAAGAGCUGGGCUUUGAGGCUGCUGUUGCCGCACUUGGUAUGAAGACCACAGUUAGUGAGGCAGAGCAUCCUCUGCUGUGUGAAGGAACUAGACGGGUGAAGGGUGAUCUGGCUCUUGCUCUCAUGAUCACUUACAAGGAUGACCAGAGCAAGCUCAAGAAGAUACUGGAUAAGUUGUUGGACAGGGAAAGUCAGACCCACAAGCCCCAGACUCUCAGCUCCUUCUACUCGAGCAAGCCAGCAGCUGGGAGUCAGCGCAGCCCAUCUAAGCAUACUGCCACCAGCCACAGUGGGGUGACCGGAGCUACAGGGGGUGUCUCCAAACAUGCGACCUCAUCUUCUCCUGCAAGCAAUUUGGCGGCCUCCUCCUCAAGCUCUUCCUCUGCUGUGGCACCUACUGGAGAGGAGGUGGCUCCUCACGCUGAACUGAACCCAGUGCAGAACAGUCCAGCAGGGGAGAGUACUGCUGAGAACAGAGAGCAUGUUUCAGAUGGGCCUCCAUCCUCAAAUGACCAGCAGAAUGAAACAGCUCCAUUUAAGCUUGAGACUACAGUGCCUAGUCGGCUGGCACUGGGGCUGCGAUGUGGAUACAGCCAACGCUGCUGGGGUUCACCUGUCCGGCAGAAGAAGAAACACACAGGUAUGGCGAGUAUCGACAGUAGUGCUCCAGAGACGACCUCAGACAGUUCCCCCACCCUUAGCCGGCGGCCGCUCCGGGGUGGCUGGGCAGCAACAUCUUGGGGGCGGGGCCAAGAUAGUGAUAGCAUCAGUAGUUCAUCGUCCGAUUCACUGGGCUCCUCCUCCUCCAGUGGCUCUCGCAGGGCAGGAGGUGGAGCAAGGGCCAAGAGCGCUGACACCAGCAGGUACAAAGGACGACGUCCGGAGUGCCAUGCGCCCCAUGUGCCCAACCAGCCAUCAGAGGCAGCAGCCCAUUUUUAUUUUGAGCUGGCCAAGACGGUGCUGAUCAAAGCCGGAGGAAACUCCUCCACCUCCAUUUUUACCCAGCCCUCAGCCAGUGGGGGUCACCAGGGGCCCCACAGAAACCUGCACCUCUGUGCCUUUGAGAUUGGCCUGUAUGCUCUUGGCCUCCACAACUUUGUCUCCCCCAACUGGCUGUCCAGGACCUACUCUUCCCAUGUAUCCUGGAUCACUGGCCAAGCCAUGGAGAUCGGCAGCGCUGCCCUCAACAUUUUGGUGGAGUGUUGGGAUGGUCAUCUCACCCCUCCAGAGGUGGCAUCACUGGCAGACCGAGCGUCAAGGGCCAGGGACCCCAACAUGGUUCGGGCGGCAGCAGAGCUGGCCCUAAGCUGUCUGCCUCACGCUCAUGCACUUAAUCCCAAUGAAAUUCAAAGAGCCCUGGUGCAGUGCAAAGAGCAGGGGAAAAGCAGACAACAUCGGGUCACUUUCCAGCAGCAGGGCAUUAUAUUGGACAAUGUGAUGCUAGAAAAGGCCUGCAUGGCAGUAGAAGAAGCAGCCAAGGGUGGAGGUGUGUACCCAGAGGUUCUGUUUGAGGUGGCUCACCAAUGGUACUGGCUGUAUGAGCAGUCGGUGGGAGGGGGCUCAGGCCAGCAGCGGGAGACCUCUGGGCGCUGUGGGGCCAACGGGGGUUCAGGCAGGAGGCCACCAGAGUCCAGCUGUGGUAUUCUGGACAAUGGAGCCAGCAUGGAGUCCUCAGGGGUGGCAGCAGUUACAGCUUCAGUCACUGCAACGGCCGUUGUACCUGUCAUUUCUGUUGGAUCUACUAUUUACCAGUCCCAUGCCAUGCCCGGGCAGGCUAUGCCUCACCCACACAGCCAAGGCCUCCACCCCUACACCACCAUCCAGGCUCAUCUCCCCACAGUCUGCACCCCCCAAUACCUAGGACACCCUCUGCAGCACGUCCCCCGGCCUGCUGUUUUUCCUGUGACUGGGGCUGCAUAUCCACAGGGAAUGCACCCAGCCUUCAUCGGCACUCAGUAUCCGUUCUCAGUGGCUGCCGCCCCUCAGCCCCCUAUGGCAGCCACGGCUGUCACUUUCCCUGGUGUUCCUGUACCGUCCAUGACUCAGAUCGCCGUCCAUCCCUACCACACUGAGACAGGCCUGCCCCUCAGCACCACUGUAGCAGUCGGCAGCGUCCACUCUGGCCCCACCAUCCAGGCCAUACAGGGAGCAUCACUGCCGUCUCUCUCCUCCCAGCCUGCCGCAUUAGUCAGCACACCUUUCCAAGCAGAAGAUGACCAGCAUAGUCAGCCGAUCAGCCAGCAAGGCCUGCACUACCUGCAUUCUGCCUACAGAGUUGGCAUGCUAGCGUUGGAGAUGCUGGGCAGGAGGGCUCACAAUGACCAUCCCAACAAUUUCUCCAGGAGCCCCCCUUAUACUGAAGACGUCAAAUGGCUGCUGGGACUAGCUGCAAGGCUAGGAGUCAACUAUGUGUACCAGUUCUGUGUUGGAGCAGCAAAAGGUGUCCUCAGUCCAUUUGUCCUGCAGGAGAUCAUCAUGGAAGCUCUACAGAGGCUGAACCCUGCCCACAUUCAUGCCCACCUCCGAACACCUGCUUUCGUCCAGCUUGUCCAGCGCUGCCAACAGGCCUACUUGCAGUACAUUCACCACCGGCUUAUCCACCUGACACCUGCUGACUACGAUGACUUUGUCAACAUCAUUCGCAGUGCUCGAGGUGCUUUCUGCCUUACACCUGUAGGUAUGAUGCAGUUCAACGAUGUGCUGCAGAACCUAAAGAGAGGCAAGCAGACCAAGGAGCUGUGGCAGCGCAUAUCCCUGGAGAUGGCGACCUUCUCCCCCUGAGUAGAACUGAACCCGAGGAGUAGCAUCAAGAUCCUCCAGCAUUGCUACUGCCACUACACUGAGCUGGCCACAUUUAUGCUGUCUUGCUCUGUCAAAAACGUUGCUCCCUGCCAUGUUGAUUUAGCAAUGUGUACACAGGGAGUACAGUCGGUUCCUGUUCCAACCUACAUACUUCGUUUUUUUAUGUGUUCAUUCACCCUUGAGCUCAGUGGAGAACCCUGUUCAUCUUCCUACUUGUCCUUAUUCCUGACAGACUCCACACUCUAAUUUUAUCAUGGUUCAUAUUUGUGUGACCGUGGAAUUACAUUGUACUCCUUCCUGUCUUCACUUCUCCUAAACUGAAGAUUGAUGGGGACCUCUCACCCUCCAUACUCACUUCAUGUCCAGUGUUUAGUAGUUUUGUUUCGUUUUGAAUGAAAACCACUGAGUGCGACUCAUUUUCAUGCUGCAACAUUCCUGUCCAGAGUGGGAGGUGCUGAGACCUCAUUAACCAAAAGCUUGUCACUAUGGAUCUGAAUCUUUGCAGCGUGGGACAAAAGGAAGAUUUGCAAGGAAACAAGAUUUAAUAUUGGAAACUUUACUGUUAGUACGGGUGAGGAUUUUUCUGAAUUUUGUUUAAUCUUUUUUGAUACUUUGUACAGACUAUACCAUGUAUGCAGAGAGGAAUUGGAAGAGAAUGAGAGAAUGUUGUUAUGUCGUUAUUGUGUGGGAUCCAUAUUUACAUUUCAGCUUGCCUGACAAGUGAACACAGCUCCAGACCAAAACCAGAAGUAACGUAACCACUGCUGAGUCGAGCAGGGCCUGCUAGGGCUUCUCCAGCCUGACUCUUCCUAACUGUUCAACACUUAGUCUUUUUUUAUGACUUGUCAAUUGGGUUUUGUUGUACAUUUUUGGUGAUAUCUAUUUUUUAACAACUUUUUUUCCCUAGUAGAUGGCACAAGCUAUCGAGUUUUUGUGUCAUGAAAUGGCACAGACUUUCAAAACCAAUCCCUUUUUGCUAUAUAAAUAUGCUUUACAAAAGAUUUGACAUUUAUCAAAGCAAAUUGUCAUAUUUAGUCUGUCAUGCCUUCUUACCACAACCACUACACAAAACUCCAGCUUAUGUAAAACAGCAUAAAAAUUUGCAUUACAAGACCCAAGACUGACUCUUAACAUGGAUCGAAAUUCAAUACACAGCCCCCCUUUAUAAAAUCCAAAUAACUGGCUCGGCAAAAUGCAUCAACUAGGAGUCCAUGUAGAGGAUAAUCCCCUACAUCCAAGUUUAGAGAAGCAGGUGUACACCUUUUUUAGUGAAGGUGGUGAAGUUAGCCAGAUAAACAUUUGCCAAACUGAUCAAUUCAUCCUCAUCCUUGUUUUUUAAAAGUUCCACUUAUUCUAAAAGCAAAGCAUAUAGUUUGAAAGCACUUCUGAUAAAACAUAUUCCAUUCAUUCAUUCGUCCAUUAGCUAUAUCCACUUUACCCUGUGGGGUUUCACAUGGGGGCUGAAGCCUAUCCGAGCUGAUAUAUGGCGAAAAGCAAGGUACACCUAAAUAAACAGAUUGUAAAUCUUACUUUGUGUAGUGUGUCCAACUACAUGUCUCGGUGCAGUGUCCUCUGUGGCUCAUUUCAGUACACCAAACAGGAAUGAGCCCUCUCAACCCCCUUGUCGCCUACCACUACUAUGACUGGAUGAUCGACAUCUCUGAUGAAUCAAAGAAUUCUUGCCACGAUUGAUAACAAACUUAAACCAUUCACAAAAAACUGAAGAAGAAGAAAGAUCACUGAGGUCUGAGUAAACAGGUCUGGAAAAUGUACAUUUUUAACGCAAAGCACACACGAAUAAGUCAGUCCAUACAGUGGUGACCGUGGCUGUGGCUCAUUUUUCAGCCUGUUUCUUUAAAGAUUAUACUUCAAAAUGGAAUACAUACCAUUGUAAUCAGUACCACUGACUACUGUGUCUGUGUUUUUUUCAUCUGAAUUUGUAGGCUCCAGGAGGUGUUCAGUAUCCCAAAUUCACUGUGUGCUGCUUACUUGUCUCAGUGAGCUGUGAUUUUGUGAUACUACUACAGUGACUCCUUUGUAGACUGUCUCACAUGUGGACAAUGCAUCUACUCCUCAAACGAUCAUACCUUCAGUGAUGACUUUGUAACACAGUGGCCCUUGAAUGAGAUGGGGCUGUGGUUUUGCUAUGAAAAGCCCAGCUAUGCUGACCUGCGUAAUGCACAUGAGUCCAAACACUCACCCAGGCCUGUCAACAAAUUAGACACGUGAGUGUGUUUGAGUGGCCCGUUUCUUCAGUGUGGUUAGCUCAUAGACCAUGGUGCUGUUAUUUUAAGACAUACUGAUGCUCUCUGUCCAGGCAGCUGCUGUGGUUCAGAACGUGCCUGUCUAACUGGUUCUGGACCUCACAGGUGAAGGUGACUUAGUAGAAAAUGUACUGUGAUAUUUUUGUAUUCCUCAAAAGUGUAGCUUGAUUGAAAAGUUCUAUAUGUGCUGAUUGCAAAAGGUUCUAAUUUAGAGUGAAAAGAAUAAAAAAAAAGCAAUACUAAAAGUGUAGAGUUUACUUAAUAAAGUUCAUUCAAAACA
Messenger RNA from Amphiprion ocellaris (clown anemonefish), 9913 nucleotides. It is a transcript of the gene zswim8, whose product is annotated as zinc finger, SWIM-type containing 8. The coding region runs from base 1391 to 7348 and encodes 1985 amino acids. Gene Ontology annotation, cellular component: Cul2-RING ubiquitin ligase complex. Gene Ontology annotation, molecular function: zinc ion binding. Lineage: Eukaryota; Metazoa; Chordata; Actinopteri; Pomacentridae. The transcript has 27 exons. The record is from RefSeq and is a predicted model, not a curated record.